AUGAGUAACGAAUUGGCACUUGUAGAGAAGGUGGAGCUGCGGCUUGCAUUGGCAGACACAGACGUAAAAUUUGAGUCUGCUUUGAAUUUAUACUUGGCUCCUAUCCUCCUCAAAUUUUCGUCCUCUGAUGUUGCAGUUAGGACUCAAAUCAACAAAAUUGUGAAAUACUUACUCACCAGAAUAAACACUUCAAAUGUCAAGCUUCCUAUAAGGAAUCUUAUAAACCAAGUCAAAUCACCAAACGUGGCAGCGGGUGUAGAUCCUACGGUGGUUCAGUCUUAUACAUUACUCUUCAUCUCCAAAGGAUUGCCUCGCCUUCCAGAGAAAGAAAGACUCGAUUUGAUACCUCUGAUAAUAGAUGGCAUUUCGGCGAUGAAGGAUGUGAUUGCCUCCAGGAUGUUUAAUGUCCUUUGCAAGCUACUCCUAGAUUGGCACGCAGACGACUCACAAAAGGGUGCGUACCUCUCCUCUUGGAAUGUCAACGAAUCUGAUCAGACUUUCCUCAUCAACAAAUUUUCGGAAUUCAUGUUGAUGGGUCCAGUACUUCCCGAUGAGUCUCACAAUAUUCCUCAAAAUCUCACGUUUCCAGGUCUUUCAAGCUCGUCUAUCUCUUUUUUCACCUAUCAGGCAGGCGCAACAUUCGAUCUAGGCACUUUAACGAAUUACAAAAAAGCGAUAUUCAGGUUCUCUGAGGCAAUUUUUCAGAAUUCGGCCACAAUAAUUGCUAUCAUUGCUUCAGCAGAUACCUCAACUUCACUUGCAAAUGACGCCACUUCAUUUUUGAAGAGAAUCCAGGUAAAUUACGAAAGUAAAUCAUUGGUUGAUCAGUUGAUAGAUUUAUUCAUAGGCGAUAGCGAGCGGCCUCCUGCUUCUUUGUAUCUGCAAGAGAAAAUCAUGAAUUUUUGCAGUCAGUCGCAUUUGGCAGCUUCCUCCCCUAAAGCUGCUCAAUUAUGCUCGCUUGGACUGGAGUCUGAUUAUCCGAGGUUGAAACAAUCGACGAUUAAAUUCAUCAAAUGGCUAUCAACUGCCAUGCUGAAAAAUGAAACUAGACACGACGAAACUCUUUGCAAGACCAUUGCUAUUCAGCUAAGAAACAAUCUCGCAAAAGAAGAUGCAACGAACACGACACAGCGUCGUUUUCAAUACGAGGCCUUGGCCGUGGUCUUACGAAGACUUAAAGUUCCGGAAGAUUGUACAUUUGUCAACUUCUUAUUCAAAAUGAUGGAGCACGAAUCUGCUGACCUUAGAUCCAGUAUUCAAGACGCAAUUUCCGCUUUGGCCCCUUUAUUGCCACAAUUACCAUCUGACGAGAAGCAGAAGCUUAUGGAUGUAUUAGAGUCCUAUAUCAAGGAAAUGCCGACAUUUGAAACGAAGGAUAACAUUUUGAGUUGUCGUUAUGCUGCAGUGAAGCUAGUGAAUGCCUGUUUUCCAUUCAGUGAUACAAGGGCCAGAAUCGUGAAUGUUCUUGCGCAAACUCAAUUUGAUAAACCUGAAACUUUAGAGGAAGCAUCCAAAGGAUUGCAUCCUUAUUACUUCUCUUUGAUACAAAACAUCAAAUCGUCUGAGUCGAAAGUGACGGUGGAAUUUCCUGAUUUCGAAUCCCUAGUUCAAGAAGCCCAUCAUAUUGACCACGCUAAUAUUGGUAAGCUAAUGACCUUUGCUUGGAGGUGUCUUGUGAUGCAAGCCAUUAGAGGAUGCGUCACUGUUAUUGUUCCUGAUCAGCAGUGGGAAAUACGACUGGAAAAUGCAUUAGAGUACGAUGAAAAAGUGAAAAGCUUGAUCGUGAAAGAAUUAAAGCGUCUAGAGGAUGAGCCCUUACAGCUGGACCCGCACCUGUCCGUUCUUUCUGUAUUCCUGAAGAUGCAGCUCGAGGUUUUUAUAUCUGAGUCAGGUUUGGAAGCUGGUCGACAAUUGUAUCAGAUCCUCAUAUCAAGUCCUCGGCAAGCACUCUGCAGUACGAUCUCUUCUAUCGAUCGACUCAAAGCCAUUCUCACUGUGUCCCUCUCAGACGAUGUACUGUUGUAUGCUUCCAAAUGUCUGGCUAUCAUCGCUUCUCAGGACACUUUAGAGGAGGAGAAUUUGAAGUCUCUUUUAACUAGCUUAUUGAGCGAUGAUCAAAUCAUGGCUACUUCCUUUUUGAUUUCUCAGUUGGUCUUACGUGGAAAACAAAGGCUUGUUUCAACCGAGCUGUUUGACGAAGUUUUAAUGAAAAUAGAGAAUUACAUUAAUUCUCCAUCUUCGAGGUUUCAUAGAGAAGGCCUCGAAAGCUUGUCACAACUCGCUUCGUAUGGAUGUUUGGGACCGGUUUUAACUUUAUCAUCAAAAGUGAACUCAUACAAGAGUAAGUUUGUUGAAUUGUUAUUGCCUCAAGUGAAAAAGCUUAACGAAAAAGCUGCCAUUGCCAUCUCUUGUGUGAGCCUCUCACUUCCAAUUUCAGAUACAGAAUAUUUGCCCCUGAUCGAGUCUGCGCUAUAUGGGACUCAUAAUUCAAAACAGACAGAGUUUUAUUUCACAGCGGGGGAAGCAUUUAGCAUCCUUGCUGCAGGUGUUCAAUCCAAAGUGGUGGCAAAUAAACUGGACAUCAGAGACGAAUCUUUGAGUCCUCCAUUAGAGCAUGAUGACUCUAGAUUACCAAUUAUAUUGGACACUAUUAUUGAGGCUUGUGCGAAUACAAAGCCUGCUUUGAAAAGAGCAGGAUGUAUUUGGCUUUUGUCACUAGUUCAGCAUUGUGGACACCUUGAGCACCUCCAAAAUAAUUUAGGGUUACUCCAACGCUCGUUCCUGAGGUUUCUGACAGACAAGGACGAAAUCAUACAAGAGUCUGCAACAAGAGGUUUGAGCAUGGUGUAUGAAAUGGGCGAUGCAGAAUUGAAAGAUACGCUGACGCAUGAUUUGCUCAGCUCGUUCACCGAUUCCCGAAAAUCUGCCACCAGUGGAUAUCUUCAUGAGGAAACUGAACUGUUUGAUCCGGGUGUUAUGAAUACAGGUGACAGCUCUGUGUCCACUUACAAAGAUGUUUUAAAUCUUGCUUCCGAAGUCGGGGAUCCCAGCUUGGUCUAUAAAUUUAUGUCCAUUGCCAAAAGUUCUGCUUUGUGGUCGUCUAGAAAAGGUAUAGCUUUUGGCCUGGGCGCAAUAUUGGACAAGUCUAAGCUGGAGACUUUAAUUUCCAAUGAUCAGAAGCUGGCGUCCAGACUGAUUCCAAAACUUUUUAGAUACAGGUUCGAUCCAAGUCCAUCAGUUGCCCAAACUAUGAAUGAUAUAUGGAGUUCUUUGCUUCCAAACUCAAAAGUGAUCACGGACAACUUCGAGACCAUUUUGAGUGAUCUCCUUACAAAUAUGGGAAGCCGCGAAUGGAGAGUGAGACAGGCUUCAGCAGCUGCCAUUCAGGACUUACUUCGCCAUGUCUCAUUCGAAGAGUAUGAGACUCAUUUGGAAAAAAUUUGGACUAUGGCUUUCAGAGUUAUGGACGAUAUCAAAGAGAGUGUGCGGGUGGAGGGAAACUCGCUGACCCGGUAUCUUGCGACAACGAUGGUCAAUAAAAUCUCAAGCACUGAUCAUCAAACCUCGAAUGACUCAAAGAUUCUAUCGCAGCUAGUGCCUUUUCUUUUAGGGUCAAAUGGUCUGUUGAACGAUUCCGAUGAUGUGAAGAAUUUUGCUUUGCAAAUCAUCAUAAAGCUCGCCAGAUCAUCAUCGAUCUUGUUGAAGCCUUAUAUUUGCGACAUGGUUGGGCAAUUGACGAUGAUGAUGUCAUCUAUUGAACCUCAAGUCGUUAAUUAUCUCGCACUAAAUGCGGACAAGUAUAAUAUGAAAUCAGACGAUAUUGAUUCCCAAAGACUUGCCGCGCUUGGUAGCUCCCCUAUUAUGGAAGCAAUUGAACAGUUAAUGAACCUUUUGGAUGAAAACUUGAUGACUGAUUUUAUCGUUCAUCUUUCAGAUGCGGUGAAGAAGUCUGUUGGAUUACCGUCCAAAGUGACAGGGUCGAAAAUCAUCAUCACUCUCAUCACCAGACAUUACAUUAUUUCGCAGACACAUGGGGACGACUUUCUCAAAAUUUGCAUGAGUCAACUGAAAGACAGAAAUGAAACUGUGUCGAAGUCCUACGCUAUUUCCGCUGGAUACUGUGUACGUAUAGCCUCACUGAAAAAAAUCGAUAGUUUGGCGAAGAGGUUGAAAGCGUACUAUUUUGAAGCUGGUGAUAAUGAAAAACUCAAAUUGCUUUCCGCCAGCGCUUCGGAAUCCAUUUCCAAGUACUCUGGUGAUAAGUUUCAGUCAAUUGCAGUCAGCUUUCUUCCCUUGAUUUUUGUUGGAAAGCAUGACCCUGUCAAGGAGGUUUCCGAUUUAUUCACUACAGCAUGGGAAGAUUCUUCCUCUGGAGGAAGUGGGCCAAUCAAGCUCUAUCUUAAAGAAAUAAUUGAGCUCAUCAUGUCCCACAUUAAUUCUACCGAUUUACAGAUUAGACAGAGUAUUGCUCUCUCAAUUAUUGAGAUUGUGGACAAAUUGGGACCAGAGAUCGGCUCACUGGGUAACUACCUAGGCCAGCUCUAUGAAAUCCUCAUUGUGUCUCUUAGGGGCAGGUCUUACAAAGGUAAGGAGAAUUUGUUGAGAUCGCUGGUUCUUUUAGCUACUAAGACCCCAAAUUAUCUCCAUGAGACGGAGAACAUACAGACUUUUGAUCAGGUCAAGCGUUGUAUUUUAGUUGAAGCUAGACGGAAAAACAAGGAAUACGCAAUUCACAGCGUACAAUCGCUGGGUAUUUUCUUGGGAACUUUCCCAGACGAGGAAAUGUAUGAAGAAUAUUUGGGCUUGAUUGACUUAUUCAUCCAACCGAAGCCAAAGAAUGAGUCGGAUAUGGAUACGGAUUCGGAAGACGAUGCUACAAAGUCAAACAAAAAAGCCAAGGACGCUCGAUUGGAAGAAAUGAAGAUUCAGCUACUCGAAAACCAAUCGAGCGCAUUGAACCUUGCCGAGCCCAACAGAAACCUUUGUGAGCACAUUAUGAAAAACCUAGUUGAAUAUUUUGACGAUGAUCGUUACCAGCAAACCUAUAAAACUCAAUUGGCUAUAAUUAAAGGUUUCGCAAAACUUUUGAAGUCUUUCGAAAUCUUGGACGAUGACUUGAAGAAGCAAAUGUUUGACAUUUGGAUCACUAUUUCAACAAAUUGUGCCAACAGAGAAAACCUUCAAAAUGUUUUGAUUGCAUUCAUUAGGGCUACCAGCGAGUUUGCGAGAGUUUGCCCCGCCGUUUCUGAAACCUGUAAGAAAAAGCUUGAAGAAGUGGCCUCUUUGGAAAUUAACUCCGUGGUCAACAUGGAGAUUAGCAAUGCAUUAAACAAAUGA
Molecule: messenger RNA, 5337 nt
Organism: Ogataea parapolymorpha DL-1
Lineage: Eukaryota; Fungi; Ascomycota; Pichiomycetes; Pichiales; Pichiaceae
Product: Proteasome component ECM29
Exons: 1
Coding region: 1-5337 (1778 amino acids)
Biological process (GO): proteasome assembly
Cellular component (GO): nucleus; cytoplasm
Molecular function (GO): molecular adaptor activity
Source: RefSeq, a predicted model, not a curated record